This is a messenger RNA of Ictalurus furcatus (blue catfish), 7383 nucleotides long. It is a transcript of the gene kif21a, whose product is annotated as kinesin family member 21A. NCBI's taxonomy places the organism in Eukaryota, Metazoa, Chordata, Actinopteri, Siluriformes, Ictaluridae. Bases 638 to 5353 code for a protein of 1571 amino acids. Gene Ontology annotation, molecular function: microtubule binding; microtubule motor activity; ATP binding. Gene Ontology annotation, biological process: microtubule-based movement; mitotic spindle organization. The transcript has 34 exons. The record is from RefSeq and is a predicted model, not a curated record.
GCAUCAGUAAAUUAUGUUGGGCAUUGUGAUCAAAGGCGCACAUUAAUGGGAUAUGCAAGGAAGUAGCUAUUGGAGAGCCCCUUUUCUUCAGUAUAUACAGUAUAUAUGCAGACAGAGUUUGUCUACUUGUCCCUUUAGAGACAGAAUGGUCACUGCAAAAUCAGUACAAAAUCAUUCUGACUGAUCACCUUAACUUGAAAUUAUACUCUAUAUCCAUCCACACCAUAACAGAGCACAUUGUUCCUCCAGUGUGUAUGUAUGUAUUUAUGCAUGUAUGAAAUGUGUUCAGAUUUUAGUUAUAACGUCACUGUGGAGGAGCCCGGUUCAGUGGGCGGGGUUUGGUGACGCAUUGCGGCUCGGAGUUGAGCCACGGUCGGCGCGUGAGUCUGGGGACGCCGCGGCACUGACUAGACCCAGUUCUCCAAUCGCGUAAAUCAUUAUUACCCCAACAUGCAUCGUGACAAGAGCGAAAUUUCCUCCACGGCUGCGUUUAAAUCAUAGAUUGCAAAUAUGGCAGAGGUGACACAGAGGUGAGCUCCGGAUAGCGCUCGCUCUACUAAUCUACUAAAUCAGAUUGAUCCGCGUCUUCUCGUGGUGGAUCGUUUGGGAUCGAUAAGGCUUUGGGAAACGCGGGAUCAUGACAACCGGACAGGACGAGAGUUCAGUUCGCGUCGCGCUGAGGAUCCGUCCCCAGCUGGCACGGGAGAAGAUAGAGGGGUGUCACAUCUGUACAUUUGUGACCCCUGGCGAACCCCAAGUGAUUCUGGGAAAGGACAAGGCCUUCACGUUCGACCAUGUGUUCGACAUGGACACCGAGCAGGACACCGUCUACGCUAACUGCACAGAGAAGUUGAUAGAAGGCUGCUUCGAGGGUUAUAAUGCCACUAUCUUUGCCUAUGGACAGACUGGUUCGGGGAAGACGUACACAAUGGGCACUGGCUUUGAUGUGAACAUAUCGGAACACGAGCUGGGCAUCAUCCCGCGAGCAGUCAGUCACCUUUUCAAAGGCAUUGAGCAGAGACGGCAGGCAGCAACAGAACAAGGACGACCAGUACCCGAGUUCAAGAUUAAUGCCCAGUUCCUGGAGUUGUAUAAUGAAGAGGUUCUGGAUCUCUUUGAUUCCACGCGUGAUAUGGAGUCCCGAAAGCAGAAAUCUCACAUUAAGAUCCAUGAAGAUGCCAGCGGCGGCAUUUACACCGUGGGAGUCACCACACGCACUGUUUCUUCAGAGGCUGAAAUGAUGCAGUGUUUGAAGCUGGGCGCUCUCUCUCGCACCACAGCAAGCACUCAAAUGAACGUACAGAGCUCUCGCUCGCAUGCCAUCUUCACCAUCCACUUGUGCCAAGUUCGCGUGUGCACACCUUCAGACAAUAAUGACAAUGAGACUGAUAACCGGCUGGCCAAUGGCUCGUCUGACAUGGAUGAGUUUGAGACGCUAACCGCGAAGUUCCACUUUGUGGAUUUGGCCGGUUCAGAGCGACUGAAGAGAACUGGUGCCACUGGGGAUAGAGCUAAAGAGGGAAUCUCCAUCAACUGUGGACUGUUGGCAUUGGGGAAUGUCAUCAGUGCUUUAGGAGACAGAAGCAAACGCUCAACACAUGUGCCUUACCGGGACUCCAAACUUACUCGCCUUCUCCAGGAUUCUUUAGGCGGCAACAGCCAAACAGUGAUGAUAGCCUGCACAAGUCCGUCAGACCGGGACUUCAUGGAGACCCUGAACACCCUGAAGUAUGCUAACCGAGCUCGUAACAUUAAGAACAAAGUGGUGGUGAAUCAGGACAAAGCCAGUCAGCAGAUCAGUGCCCUGAGGACAGAGAUCGCACGGCUGCAAAUGGAGCUCAUGGAGUACCGUACGGGCAAGCGUAUGGUUGGUGAGGACGGACUGGAGAGCAUCAAUGACAUGUAUCAUGAGAACUCCAUGCUGCAGACGGAGAACCAGAACCUCCGUGUUCGUGUCAAAGCCAUGCAGGAGACCAUCGACGCCCAGCGAGCCCGCCUCACUCAGCUGCUCAGCGAUCAGGCUAAUCAGGCUCUUGCUAAAGCUGGGGAAGGCAGUGAGGAAAUUGGGAAUAUGAUACAGAACUACAUCAAAGAGAUUGAAGAAUUGAGAGCAAAAUUGUUGGAAAGUGAGGCAGUGAAUGAGAAUCUGAGGAAGAAUCUAUCCCGAGUGUCCACUAGGUCGUCUUUCUACGGAGGGCCUGCGGCUUUCUCUCUCGGUCCUGACCCGUCCCAUGAGACCUCUGACAUCAUCGAGCUGGCUAAGAAAGAUCUGGAGAAGCUGAAGAAGAGAGAGAAGAAGAAAAAGAAAAGUGCUGUCAAGGAAGAAAUCCCUGAUAAUGAGCAAGAGAAGGGGAACGAGAGAGAGCAGCUCGAGCCAGCGAGUGAGGAGGCAGAGGAGGCUCAGGAAGGCAGCGAUCACGAGGAGGCUGAGGAAGAAGAGGAGGAGGAUGAAGAUGAGGAAUUGGAUGCUGACGAGAGUUCAGAUGACUCUGACUCAGAGUUGGAUGAGAAAGAGAACUUUCAGGCAGACCUGGCCAAUAUCACUUGCGAGAUUGCUAUCAAGCAGAAGCUAAUCGAUGAGCUGGAGAACAGCCAAAGACGUCUUCACACCCUCAAACAGCAAUAUGAGCAAAAACUCAUGAUGCUGCAGAGCAAGAUUCGGGACACGCAGUUUGAGAGAGAUCGUGUGUUGCAGAACAUGGGCACCAUGGAGUCCUGUACCGAGGACAAGGCUAAGAAAAUAAAGGCAGAGUAUGAGAAGAAGCUGAGCAUGAUGAAUAAAGAACUGCAGAAACUUCAAGCCGCCCAGAAAGAACACGCUCGCCUGCUCAAGAACCAGUCGCAGUACGAGAAGCAGCUCAAGAAACUCCAACAGGAAGUCGUGGAGAUGAAGAAAACCAAAGUUCGUCUGAUGAAGCAAAUGAAGGAGCAGCAGGAGAAGAACCGGCUGGCGGAGUCACGCAGGAACCGUGAGAUCGCCACACUGAAGAAGGACCAGCGAAAACAGGAGCACCAGCUGAAACUUCUUGAGGCCCAAAAGAGGCAGCAAGAGCUCAUACUGCGCAGGAAGACUGAGGAGGUGACUGCUCUGAGGCGGCAGGUUCGGCCCGUUUCAGGAAAGAUGAACAGGAAGGUCCUCCUACCCGAGACUGUACAGGACUCUGCCCACAGAAUGCCCAGCACACGCACACACACAGGAUCAGGAGCUCCAAAUGGAACCAGCAGACUGUACCAUCGCAGACCUGUGGGGAUUUACUCUACCCGCAUAGCACGGGUUAAAUGGCAGAGCCUAGAACGACGCAUCUCUGACAUCAUCAUGCAGCGCAUGACUAUCUCCAACAUGGAGGCAGAUAUGAAUCGCUUUCUCAAGCAACGGGAGGAUCUGACACGCCGGAGAGACAAGCUGAGCAGGAAGAAGGAGAAGAUGGCCGCCGAGGGUCCUGAAGUCGAAAAAGCCAUACAGUCUCUGAACGAGGAACUGGAGUCCUUGUUGGCCAACAUCGACUACAUCAACGACAGCAUUGCUGACUGUCAGGCCAACAUCAUGCAGAUGGAGGAAGCGAAGGAGGAGGGUGAGACGAUGGAUGUUUCAGCUGUGAUCAGUUCCUGCACCCUUUCAGAGGCUCGUUUCCUCUUGGAUCAUUUCAUGUCCAUGGCCAUCAAUAAGGGGCUACAGGCGGCCCAGAAGGAGUCUCAGGUCAAGGUGAUGGAGGGCCGGCUCAAGCAGACUGAGAUCAACAGCGCCACUCAGAACCAGCUGCUAUUCCACAUGCUGAAGGAGAAGGCAGAGUUUAAUCCGGAGCUGGACGCACUGCUUGGGAACGCUCUGCAAGAGCUAGGUAACAUGCCUCUGGAGAAUGAAGAUGACAGUAGCAGUGAUGAAUCAACACCGAGUCCUGCAGCAGAUGGAAUCACCAUGACCUCUGACCUAAUGAAGCUCUGUGGAGAGACCAAGUCCAGGAGUAAGGCUCGCAGAAGAACCACAACACAAAUGGAGUUGCUCUACGCAAACAGCUGUGAGCCCGGCCUUGACGCACCCAGUGGAGAAUUCACCGGUCCUCUCCACCCGAUGGCUGAAACCCCUGAAGGUGGCACGGACGAGUCUUUGAGCAGUACGCUCAGGGAAUACAUGCUCCCUGCUGCUGCCUUAUCCUCUAGAAUGGGAGGCAUACACUCUGGCUCCAGACCUCCGUCGGGGCUGGAAAAGCGAGUGCCGGAAGCUUCUCCUCUCACCCGCAGGAAGACCUAUGACAAGGGACAAGCAGCAGCCGACAGGGCUAAAGCCCAAGAGAUAAAACAAGGAGUGAUAAACCCAGUACCUGCGUCGAAGAGCAAUCGCGGGGGUACUCUGCAGUGCGUGCAUGUGGCUGAGGGCCACAGCAAAGCCGUGCUGUGUGUGGAUUCCACUGAUGACCUCCUCUUUACCGGAUCUAAAGACCGUACAUGUAAGGUGUGGAAUCUGGUGACUGGGCAGGAAAUCAUGUCUCUGGGUGGCCAUCCCAACAACGUGGUGUCUGUACGCUACAGCUCCAGCAUGGUCUUCACCGUGUCCACCUCCUACAUCAAAGUGUGGGAUAUCCGCGACUCGGCAAAGUGCAUCCGCACCCUCACGUCCUCUGGUCAGGUGAGCACAGGCGAUGCGUGUGCGGCGAACACCAGCCGCACGGUGACUACAGCUGCUGGAGAAAACCAGAUCAACCAGAUCGCCCUCAACCCUACAGGCACAGUGCUGUACGUGGCAGCUGGCAACUCCGUCCGCAUGUGGGACCUUAGAAGGUUUGUUUCAACAGGAAAACUGACCGGUCAUCUCGGCCCAGUCAUGUGUUUGACUGUGGAUCACUCUGGCAUUGGCCAAGAUCUGGUCAUUACCGGCUCCAAGGAUCAUUACAUUAAGAUGUUUGAUGUAACAGAAGGAGCUCUAGGCAGCAUCAGUCCUACUCAUAACUUCGAGCCUCCGCAUUAUGAUGGGAUUGAGUCAGUGGUGGUGCAGGGAGACUGUCUGUUCAGUGGCUCCAGAGAUAAUGGAAUCAAAAAAUGGAACCUGGCUCGAAAAGACCUACUGCAGCAAGUCCCUAACGCUCAUAGGGACUGGGUGUGUGCGCUGGGCGUCGUGCCAGGUUCUCCUGCUCUGCUGAGUGGCUGUAGAGGGGGAGUUUUGAAGCUCUGGCACACAGACACACUGAGUGCGAUCGGAGAACUCCGGGGACACGAGAGUCCCAUCAACAGCAUCUCCACUAACAGCAGCUUAUUGUUUACUGCAUCAGAUGAUCGGACAGUGAAGAUCUGGCGUGCGAGAGGAGGUCUGGACAGCACUGACAUGACUGACGUUACCGAUGAACCUGGCAACAACUGACUGUCCUCUCGUGUCUCAUGUGGCUAACUUCUCCUUGUACUCUUCCCUCACCCGCUAAAGCAGGACGUCUGACGUAUACCAACAUAGAAGAAUAAUGCCUGAAUUUAGAAAGGGGAUGUAAACAGACUGGAAUCUGCUACUUCACCACAGCCAUUUCUCUUGUGUGGUCUCUACAUGUGUCUUAAUAGUGAAGCAGUGCUAUGGAAGCUCAAUCAAAUCUCAGUACAAAGUAAAGCUCCUUUAUACUCUGCAGCUUCUCUAUACUGAUCCUGAUUAACCACUGGGAGAACCCUGCUGCACCAGGUUUAUUUGAACGUGAGGAGAGAAGGAACCGGACUGUCUGUAGCUGGCUUCAGUAGGCCGGUUCUCUGAGCUUGUAUAUGAACUCGUGCUUCUAGACCUUUGCACAAGCACUGGGCGCUUUACACACAUGAUGCGUACUGAAUAGCUGUAGCUUUGCAUUAAGUGGACUAACUGGAAUCACCACGCCUUUAAAUUUCUGUCUAUAUGUUUGAGCCUGAAAAUCAUUGGUGACCAAAGUGUGAAGUUCAACUGUACUACAAUCAUUAACUUAUUAACAAAGCCAAUAAUAAUAUUGCAUUCUGUAGAUAUAGAAUGUUGCUCUCUCUCCUGCUUUCUUUGUCUUAAGCCCUACUCAAGCUGGAUUAGUUUUACUUGUGAAGGAACUCUAAUUUAUUGCAGACUGUCCCAGAUGUACUAUCAAGUUAAAAGUAUCUUAACUAGUAGAGCGAUUGCUCUGCUCUACCAUAAUGAUGAACCUGAUGAUCUUUUACCUUCUGUCAAAAGUCGCAUCACAUUUACAAUCACAUUUACCUUCUGUCAAAAGUAAAGUAGCUCUCCUUCGGUAAUACUAGUCCACUAGGUAAUGUAAUAACUAAACCUGAGAGAAGUGUGCUAUGUUAUUAUUAUUGUUAUCGGGUGAUGUGCCUGUGGCAUAAUUCCGACAUGGACAUCCAAGGUAUGACAUGUCAAUCCUGACUAUCUAUGGUAAUUUAGGAGAAAUUACACAGUUGCUUUAUCUUGACCAGACAAAUCCCUUACAUUACAUAAAUCCAGCCUCCUAUGCCUAUUUUCUCAAGCUUUCACUCAGCUCUUGUGUUAAUGUCCUUGCUGCCUUCUUGUUAACACCUGGCUGAGGUCGUAGUAGGUACACUUACUAGUUCCUGUACUGUGUGUAUGUACAGUAUGUGGACAUAGGGAAGUGCAGUGGUCUCUGUGUGCUGGUGUACAUAUCCUCCUGCUUCUGUUUCUGCCACAUUCAUUCACGUUCAUCUGUGGCAUAAAUACAUAUAUAACCCAAGUAGUGCCGAUGUGUAUGCAGUUACGGUUAAUAACCCCAGUACGUUGUGCAAUCAUGUCUUAGCCUCUAGGUAACUAGCAAACUUGGAAGCCCUUGGCUUAAAAUCAGAAAGAGUAGACCAGGAUUUGAGAAUGCUGAUUAGGAAUGACUCAGGAUAUCAGUUUAAACGUUCUCUUUCUGUGUUGUGAUGGUUUGAGUUAUUCUGCUCACUGGAUGGGUUGGUAUGAUGUCCUGAUUUUUCGCUGGGUUUGUAGAUGACUGACGUGUUAGCAAGCAAAUGUCAGAUGUCACAUAAAUGAAAUGCCAUCUGUCAAAAUCCCACGCCACUGUGAGUGUGUGUGUGUCUGUGUGCUCGUGUGUAAGUUAUCGUAAGGGCAAAUCUAAGGGACUGAAAUUGGACCCACUGGACACUGCAAAUAGCUUCUACCAAGCCGUUGUGAGCAUUUGUGUGGCCCAGAUCAAGGCUUUGCAGUGGAGUCGUGCCUACAGUAACCUUUGUGUGAUCUCUGUGUCAGUAAACCAUUUUGUCCACUUGAGGGAGGUCUUGUGCUUUGUAACACUCUAGAUCAGUGGUUCUCAACCGGGGGCGGAGACAUCGGAAUGGGGGCGCAAAUUGUUUUCAAGAAGAAAAAUCACAGACAGGGCAUCAUCUGUGCAUCUCAUUGCUUUUCAAAUACAAUGUGCAUAAAUAAAUUUUAAAAACCCCGCA